Papaver somniferum (opium poppy) is the source of this 753-nucleotide messenger RNA. RefSeq lists its product as uncharacterized. Bases 1 to 753 code for a protein of 250 amino acids. The record is from RefSeq and is a predicted model, not a curated record. Lineage: Eukaryota; Viridiplantae; Streptophyta; Magnoliopsida; Ranunculales; Papaveraceae. The transcript has 5 exons.
AUGGGGUGCAUUAACACUAAGAAUCUGAACAAGAAAAUUGUUUAUCCUUCUGAGGUUUUACAAAAGAAAGUUAAAAGUGAAAAUAACGUUGAGGUGAAGGAUGAUAUGGAUGAAGGCUGGGCUUUAGAGAAGAAGGGUGGCAAUAUUGCUGAAUUAUCUGAUGGAAAAGAAAUUGAUCAAGUUAAUAUGAUCAAAGAAAAGGGUUUGGAAGAUCUAGUUAGAAGAUAUGAGUGUGAUUCUACAGCAUCAGAGUUUGACAUGUUGAUGAAGUUCUUGGAUAAAAAUGGAGAUGGGCAAUACACCAUAAAAUACAAUCCUGUUAAAGGGGAGGGUGGUUCCAUUGGAGAGAUGCAGAAGAAGAAGGUUGACCAAGAUUAUAGUCGUUCUAAUGAACCAAAUCCUCCAUUAGGUCAAGAACAUCAAUUUGAAACUCCUCAACCGUCAAAAUCAAGCACAAUGACCUUUAUGAGGAAGAAAAAGAGAGGAAAUGACUUAACCCCGAUUGAUUACACGCCCACCCCUCGCGGUGAUAAGCAUUUAGGGAUUAAUAAUAGAGGUAUCCACAAUAAUGAGAAGAAGAUGAAGAAUAAGUUAGAAAUUAAGUUGAGGGAACAACCUGUGGAUGAAUAUGAAGUUGAGCUAGAAGGAGUGGAACAUAAUGAUCAAGAAGAGUUUGGAGUCGAAACUAACCGUGAAGGCAACGAAAAUGAAAUUGUGGAGGAAGAAACUAAUAAUGAUGAAGACGAAGAAUAA